AUGCCGCGACAAAAUAUUAUUAUUUAUUUUUUGAUUAUCUGGCUUUCCAUAGUUAAUUAUGGUAGAGCCAUAGAUGUUGAAGUUGGCGACGGUGAUUACACCUUUAGUCCCAGUUUCGUAGUUGCAUAUUAUGAUGAACCUGUAACAUUUAUAAGAAUAGGCACUAAGACUUUUACACUCUAUGAAUCAGAUACAUCACAUUGUACAAAAUCCGAAAGACCUGACGCUUUUUAUGCAGUAUUAACGGACGAACAGCCACGAGCUACAUUUAAAGCUAAAAAUACCGGAAGGAACAAAUUUUAUAUAUUUGUUAAUAAAGGUUGUGAUUUUCGUAGUAUAUUUAAAAUUAGCGCCAGUGAAAAUCCGGAUCAACCCUCGAAAGUAAAAUCACUAAGUACCCCACCUCAACCACCAAAAUAUUCUGAUGAUAAUAGCCCACCUAAACCACCAAAAUAUUCUGACGAUAAUGGCCCACCUAAACCACCAAAAUAUUCUGACGAUAAUGGCCCACCUAAACCACCAAAAUAUUCUGACGAUAAUAGCCCACCUAAACCACCAAAAUAUUCUGACGAUAAUGGCCCACCUAAACCACCAAAAUAUUCUGACGAUACUAAUAAUAAGUUUAAUAACAAUAGCUCUGGCAAUCAAUCAUCCUUUAUUAGUAUCGUCGUAGUUUAUGUUAUAAUAGCCGUAGUUACGGUCUAUUUCAUAUAA
Molecule: messenger RNA, 714 nt
Organism: Funneliformis mosseae
Lineage: Eukaryota; Fungi; Glomeromycota; Glomeromycetes; Glomerales; Glomeraceae
Source: the annotation of a GenBank genome assembly